Messenger RNA from Eupeodes corollae, 745 nucleotides. RefSeq lists its product as uncharacterized. NCBI's taxonomy places the organism in Eukaryota, Metazoa, Arthropoda, Insecta, Diptera, Syrphidae. The record is from RefSeq and is a predicted model, not a curated record. Gene Ontology annotation, cellular component: chitin-based extracellular matrix. Bases 90 to 623 code for a protein of 177 amino acids. The transcript has 3 exons. Gene Ontology annotation, molecular function: structural constituent of chitin-based larval cuticle.
AGAACUUAUACAAUACCAUCGGCAACUUCAACCGGGAAUAACGUCUUAAAGUUAGGUACAGAAACAUCAGAUAUAAAACUUUUUUGAGAAUGAUGGAUAAAAGGAUUUGUUUUGCUUUGGCCUGUUUGGGGCUGAGUGUCGCGGCACGUUCGACCUCGACGACGACGACGAGGAUGCCGACGAAAUUCACAAUUAACCCUUAUAGACCUCCUGCAGCCCAUCAUCAGACAAAUCCUGAUCGACGAGAUUACAGCAAUCAACCGAGGAUAAUUGAGCAAUUUAACCAUAGGAAUCCUGAUGGCAGCUACGAGUUCAGGUACGAGUUGAGUGAUGGCAACACACGAUACGAACGUGGAUACUUCUUGAAUCGCAAUAAUUCUCCAAGCCUAGUUGUUACCGGUUACUAUGCCUAUCGUUUGGACGAUGGAAGAUACACAACUGUCUUCUACAAUGCAGAUCACAAUGGCUACCGACAACAAGCCUCAACGACCUCACAAGGAUGGCCAGACCUCCCAAGGACAAUUGAUAUACAAGACGAAAAAAUUUUCAAAAGUGUAGUGUCACCAAAUGCGAUAACACAGGGUGCUGCAAAGGAUCAGAAAUAUAAUAGGAAACAAAUCUAAGUUUGAAAAAAAAAAAUGGGAUAAGUGAAUGAAUGAGGAUGGGAUAGAUUUUCUGAAUUAUUGUGUAAAAGUGUAAAUUAAUGUGGAAAAUAAUUAAAAGUAUAGUGAAUUUUAAAUAUCAA